GCCGGCGCCGUCCCGUGAAGUUUGGCGGUAGACGUCGUCCGCGCGCAUGCGCGCGUCGAGUAUAUACUCCGUGCUGCACCGAGCGGCACCUUCAGUUUUCUCUUUACCGCGCGUGUGGUAUCGUGCGUCGGAUACGCGAGCGGAUGUCAGACAGUCGUCCUCCAUCCGUCCGUUCGCCCGUCUUCGUGCUGUUUCGGUCCGGAUCGUCCGAGCGGCCCGCUUCGCACUGCUUCGGGCAGCCGCCCCCGCUUUCUUCGCGCAAACGGGAAAUAGAGCGGAGAGCCAGAGCUUACUCCGUGGUGUGUGGAUUAAUCGACGGAGCUGCAGGGUACCCUUCCCCCUCCACCCCACCCCCCUCCUCCCUUCUUCGCGAAUGCAUCGCAGUCGAGCGACGCGCCGCGCGUCUCUAGGCCGACUUCAGGGCAGUGAAAUACGGCGGGGAGGGUAGGAGAGCGCGAACUCGAUGCUCGAUGCGACGAGGAUGCGAGCGCGCGGCCGAUAUCCUUGCGCCCAGGACUCCAUGCUCGAGCCCCAGGAUUCGCGCACGGCACCUGCCGCGAGGUACGUCGCGUGAAGUUUCCGCGUUCGAUCUCGUUCAAUCGAGCGAUUAACGCGCGAGCACAUCGCAGGUGCGCGUCGCGCGGACACACGCUCCAGUGUGUCAUCGUCGGAAUGGACCUGCCGGGCGCGAUAUCGCGUCGAGACUGCUCCGCGGCACUCUGACAAGCAGCCGUCACCGCGAAGCGCGGACACGCGUGUCAACGUCAAUAAAACGUUAAGUGCCGAUCGACACGCUCCUGUUUGAAGUUGGUCACGGAUCGUGCGUCAUCGAAGACACCCGGCGCGCGGCGCGAAGCUUCGCUGGCUUCGCUGUCGAGACUCGAUCACGAUGCAACGGCACGAAUGGAAUUCUCCAAUGUACUUCUCGGUCGUUGGGAAUCCCGAAUCGGAGUAACACGUCGAGAAGCAGAUCUGUGCAUCCGCGGAGUCCUGAAUCGACGAAAAGUAGUCGGCAGUGAGUGAAACGGACAUCGCGAGUGAAACUUGGCGAGUUUAUUCAGUCGCGUUCGCAGCUGGAGGGAUCAGUGCGCGAGGCUGAAAUCGCAUUGCGUCGAGGUCCACCCCCGCAAGUGCAUCGGAUGCGUGAAAAAGUGCAGCUGCAGCAGCAGCAACAGCAGGGCGCCGGGAGGAGAGGUUAGGCGAGGCCGACAACAGGCCGACACCCACCGAGCAAGUCGAUCAGCUGUUUCGCGGCGCCCCGACAUCAUCGUCGCGUUUCGGACGCAGGUAGUCCCGAUGCUACUCUAUCAAGAGGUCAUUUCAAACAUCCUUGCGUCGAGUACUUCUUGGCGUCAACGUGAGUGAAGGAAAAAGGGACGAUGUUGUCGUACAUGCUGCCGACGGAGGACAAGCCACCGCCCGGCGAACCCAGCAGUCAGCAACAGAACAAUUAUCGUAUGGCCGGCAAGCUGCAGAAGAGUACCGCUGUGGUGAGCACGUCGCCCAGAAAGUGUGCGGACGCGAGUAGAGCGAUGAUCGUCUCCACCAGGAUCGAGGACCCGGCGGUGGUCGGCGGCGAUCCUGUUGCCAGGCACGGUUCACCACGACCGGCCGAGAGCCCGAAGCACAACGGGACGACUACCGCGCGGAAAUCGACCCUACACAACGCCAAUAGGGUCACUAAGGACGACAGCCUUUACAGCAUCGACAGCGUAGCCAGUACCGCCGGCAGCGAGCGCAGGAACAAGAUUCUCAACGGCGCGAAGCACGCCAGCCUGAAGAGGGUAUCCUUCGGCUCGAGCAAAGGGUCGAUGGUAGAGACCCUCGUUUACGAGACCCCAGUGCAAGAGGAACCUGAAAUCAAUCAUUUUCUGGACCACAACGGCCGCCUACCUCUUCCUAUGAUACCUGUGCCUGAUACUGACGAAGGUAGAGAAAAAGUACGCGUCUCGUUGUUGGGUCCGCAACCGUCGCCGGCGACACCAGGCGUUCUCUUGCUAGAACCGAUCACGCACUCGACAGGACACCCUCUAAACAUGGCCAACAAUCCCGCGGAACUUUUGACCACGCACACCGAACACACCACGCCCGCCUACCACACGCAGAUCAGUACGGACAGCGGCUGGGACAACCCGUUCAGGCCGGAUGGCGAUCUCUCGCGUGAGGCCGACGAGAUCGUCGAGCUGAUAAAGGGCGGGAAGCCGAUCACGCCGACCCCGGGUCAGAAUGCACCGCCGUUACCGGGAUGUGACGGCAAAUCCGGCGACUCGAGUACCAGUCCGCUCCUCAAAGGAAAUUGUCAUUCGCCGAGGCCCGGCCAGGAGAACGGCAGCGCGCAUGGUGGCACUCCUUCGAAGGCCGGCAAUCAGCCUGUCAAUGAAAAAGUAGGCGCAUCUCGAACCGCGACGGUGGAAGUCGCGAGGAUGACGGCGCAGGGCCCAGGCGAUGCGUCACAGGUUGAGCAUGUCACCCUGAAGAAGAAGCCUAAGUGCAAGUGCUGCGUGUUGCAGUAAUGACCGCGCGACGGAAGCGGCGGGGACGCGCACAAGAGACGGGCCCUCCUCCAUUAUCCGGAGCGUGACUUUGGCUUCGAAGCUACCUGAAGAAGACACGCGGCUGGGCGACUUCAGGCAUCGAGGACGCAUCGAUGAAGAAGCGGCUCGAAGAGAAUGCCGGGAGGCAGCAAGGAAAACGCCGGCAUUCCAAACACGCUCGAGGAACCUGACGAACAAGUCCAGAUGAUGACUUCUUGGAGAAAGACAGAGAGAGAAAAGAGCUUCGUCUUUGAAGAAACGUGGAGCAAAGUAUUUGAAAGCAAUGUGAUCACGGAUAUAGACGGAUAUAGAGCACUGUCGGAGUGUUGAAAAUCUAAAAAAUAAAACGGACAUCAAGUCGAACGAAUUAUAGAAGAGUUUCUUUUAAUCGCGUCUUUUAAUUACGAAGAAAGGAUAACAAGAAGAGAUAAUCCGAUGGAAAUGAACGAGAAGAACAAACUUGAUCGGAACUUGAAGAAUAUGAGACAGGAGACUAUCGAUUCUUGUUUGAGAAGAUUGAAAUCUCUCUUAAAAUGUUCUAAAACGUUAAGAUUCAAGUUAAUUCUUGCCGUGGAAGAUUAAACUCUCACCACAGGCAAUCUCCGGCUUUCGAGCGAAGAGGAGUCCACGUGGAGGACGAGACGAGGAACGUCAGUGCGCGAACAUUAAACCGCUUUUCGGGACAGUGAUAUUUUCUGAUGUUGUAAGAGACCAGAGUUAGGAAAGAAAUGGAAGAAAGAAAAAGAAAAAGAAAUAUAUAUAUAUAUAUAAAUAUAUAUAUUAUACAUACAAAACUAUAUUGUAGAUACAGAAUGGUAGCUGUAUAGCUUAUGCUUUUACUAUCGUGGUUAAUUAUCGUCAGGAUUAUCGUGAUUUCAAGAAUGCAUCGUGCGCGUAGAGCGUGAAAGGAAAAGAGAGAAUGCGUGAGAGAAAGCGCGAAUAUAUGAGAGCGAGAGAAAUGGAGGGAUAAUGAAUGAUGUGACUAUAUAGGGGAAAAGAGUGUGCACGACGAAGCAUGUAAAGUUUCGCGGAACGUCAUUCGUGCGUUAGAUCUUGGUGCAAGCAGAUACAUCGCCGUUUCUGAGGAAGAUAACUUGGCAGCUUUGAUCAAUCUUUCUUUAAUGCACUGCGAAGGGUAUUUGGCACGUCGAACAUCGCCCUAUACGGAGGGAGUAUGCCAUAUAUCGCGUAUUCCGUUGCAUCUCCAAAAUUCUUAAUCAAUUUGAAUCAUCGAUUUUAAAUGUUCUUUUUUAACAGCGCUUUAAUUUUAAUCGAUCGAGUCAUAAAAAAAGUCGUGUUUUAUUUUACGAUAUUGAAAUAUUUUAUUUCUAUCUCAAUCCUUUAAAUACUUACAAAUGUUCCGGUUUUAAACAGUUUAGAUUUAAAACAGUUAAAUGUUUAAAACUGAACUCUUUAACAACUUUAAAUAUUUUAAUGCUUUAAAUCUAAACACCAUUUACAAAUAAAACAUUUUUAAUAUUUAAAAAGCUGAGACAAAAAUGAAACGUUUUAAUAUCUUAAAACACUUGUGUUUUGAAAAUUAUAAUUUAGAAAUUAGCUAAUAAGUCGUCUGUGUAAUCGAAAAAAGUACGCGGUUUUUGGCACACUCUGUACAGUAGGUAGACGUUUAUUUCACUAAACGUAUUAAAGAGUUUCGCAGGUAAAAUUCUUCUGUUCUUCUUCUAUCUAUUUAUCUACCAUUUUAGACACAAUUCUAUUGUCUAAAAAAUGAUUAUUUUUUGAUAAUAAAUUAUAAUUAAAUGGAGAAGCAAGCAGAAUCUUCUUGCUGGAUAAUUUUUUAUAUAUGAUUUUAUAUAUAUUUUCUUCAAACUGUGCGCCAUUACUUUCGGUCUCGAAAUAGUUCUAAAUUGAAACAGAAUAAUAAUAUCACAGUAUUCAAUUUAAUAACGCUGAUGCUAAUAAGCAUCUUUUAAAUACUGUAACGAAUUUGUCAUUCUUCUAUUCUUUUACUUAUCUCUGUUUUACUUCCUGAAAAUUUGUAUUUUAAAAUUUUUAUAUAGGUGUAAUAACACAGACCUUCAUAUUUAUGAAGGUUAAUAAUAGGAUAGGGUCGGACAUCCCUCUCCCGUAAUAAAAAGGCAUAAUGAGGCAUAAGUGGAUGAUCAAACAGGAAAUGGUCUCAAAUGCUGAAAAGCAAUAUAGUUAAUAAUAUUGAUCAGCAGAGAAGGCAUUGGUUACAUUGGCUACGUUCUGAAAACAUAAAGUUUAAAUAAUCGACUUCUUAAAAAUGCAUUCGAUCCAUAGAAACACGUAAAAAUAUUAAAAAUUGUUAAUCAAUUAACCAUUGUGUUUUGACUAUUGUGUAAUAAACAUUGAUGAAGAUUUCUGUAAAAUUAGCAGUCAUGAUGGAUACAAUAAUGUUAACCACAAUAGAUGUUGUAAGUGGAAUAUCCCUGCAAAUUCAAUUAAUGUUGCUUAUCGAUCGUGACUAUAGAUUUUGGAUUUUAUUGUAAAUUUUAUCACAAUUUUAUUUUGAAUCAAUUUUAAAACGAGUUUUUUUGCAAUUAUUAUUUUCUGAAAUACUUUGAUGCUGCUCCCACAACCAGUGUGCAACGAUAAGGCAGCUAUUAAUAAUGUUCCUAAUUGUUUUACCUGCGAAACUCCAAAGAAAGAGAAUUAUUAUUGCGUGCGGGUAUAAAUAGCGUUAAACGCUAUUGCUCCUAAAAAGUUCAAGUCCUAAGGAUCUUUACGCGUGUCUUUUUUGUCGAGCGUCGUUCGAAUCGAUUGUUGGUUGCCCUCGAAUCGGCAAAUCCGCCCUGAGUUUUGUCCGCCACAACACGAAAUUAAUCCCGAAAUCCUUUUUUUAUAGCAAUCGAUGUACACGAGAUUUUUUAUUGUAACAAAUUGUGCGAAGUGUAUUCGACUUUAUUGCAUCUUUUAGUGGAAAAUUGGAAGGAGAGAAAGUGAAAAGAAGAUUUGUUCUUCUUUGCGGUCAAUCAUGGUGAACAGAAUCGCGCCUUUUUGAACAUGUCGAGGAUUCGAGCUUGAGGCCUCGUCAUGUUUGACCGAGUACCUAAGUGCAUUUCGUUAAUUAUUAUCAUGAGUGUCGCCAGAAUUUUUCAUAUAGGGGCACACAUAUGCAGAUACUCUUGGCUGUUUUUUAAAUAUAAAGUUUUAUUGUCAAGAUUGUAUAUAUAUGUGCGUUUUUUAUUAUUGAAUUGAAAGGAAUUUUGAAGUUUCUUUCAUCAGUUUACAGCAUUAACCCCUUGCCUCUCUUAUAAUAUUGUAAAUUAUAUGUGCAAGUUUUCAAAAACCUUAUUUUUUUAUUAUAUUUUUUUUGUUUUAUUAUAUUAUAAAGUUCAUUAUAUUAUUAAGUUAUACAAAAAUAUAUUUAAAAAAAAUAAUUUUUAAGUUUGUUUUAUCACGAUACUAUUGACAAUUGACAAAAGGAGAUUACGCGAACGAUCUUAUUUCUAAUCAUAAAUACAAAUUAAAUCAUUAGGCAAAGGGUUAACAGUGUUAUACACUCAAAAAAGAAGUAUUUAAUUUUAAAAUAUAAAAAUAUUUUAUUUCUCUCUUUUUCUUUAUUUUUGUUUUUUAAAUACUUGCAAAUGCUUUAGUUUUAAAUCUAAACAGCGUUUAGAUUUAAAUAAGCUUUUACAGCUUUUAAUGUUUUAAAUCUAAACAUCAUUUAAAACUAAAAUAUUAUUAAGUAUCCAAAAAAAUAAAAACGGAAAUAAAACAUUUUUUUUAUAUCUUAAAAAUAAACUUUUUUUUUCGAAUGUAAUUUGAAUUUAAAAAGUUUAAUUAAAUCCGCUUUCUCGAACGUGCCUCUUUCGCACUUUUCCCGCGACACCCAUGAUUUUUAUGUACCUGCGUUAAUAAGUUCCGUGUUCGAUCAAAGCGAGCUGGGACAAGACAAAUCAUUAAAAUCUUACGAUCACAAUUAGCCUUAAAUUACAUAAGACUUACAUUCUAGAACAAUCGGUUCCAAAUUAAUCGAUAUUAAUCUGUUACAACGUACAAUUCGAUUAAUACUUUAUUAAGCCCAGCUUACUCUAAUCGACGAUGAAACGGAAGUACGCGAGGCGCCAGGAAAAAGGAACCGGUGUUUGGACAGUGUUGAAGAUACUAUUUUCUUAAUUAACGAACCGCCCGAAGGAUUCCGGCGCCAGCCUGCUUUCGUGGUGGCGAUUUUUAAUGGAAGAAAACAAUUUAUUGUACGAACUAGUCGAAGGUAUCGGGAGAUGUUAACUCUUCGUGGCGGCAAUCCCAUAAAAUGUCUUUUGUAUUAUAAUUGUUUUAAAGUCUUAGUUGCGCAUAUACAUAAUAUACAAGAAAUGAUCAUGAGAGAGAGAGAGAGAGUGAGAGAAUACAGCGUUGCGUGUGAAACGCGACUCAAAAUCCUUUUAAUUUUUAAUUGUAAAAUAUGCCCCUGUCUACACACGAUCACUUAAAAAAGAAAUGUUUAAUUUUAAGAUGUUAAAAUAUCUUAUUUUUAUCUUCGUUUUUUAAAUAAUUAAAAAUCUUUCAGCUUUUGGUGUUUAUAUAAACACUAAAUUGUUUCAAACUGAAAUGUGUACUAGCUUUAAACCUUUUAAUGUUUCAAAUUUAAACACCAUUUAAAACUCAAACAUUUUUAAAUAUUUAAAAAAUGGACGAAAACAUUUUCAUAUCUUAAAAUUAAAUACUCCUUUUUUGAGUGAUAUCAAUAAUUUAUACUGAUAAUUCGAUUUUAAGUCCCGUUAGAAAGUAGCGACGAGCAUAUGCGAUGAAGUACGUCUUUACUUUUCUUAUUCUUUUAUCUGUUCUGACGAAAUAUGCUCUUUCGCAGAAAGUUGCGUUAAUCCUCGCGAAAGGAUCCGUAAAGGCUUCAAUGGAUCCGAAGAUAUUCAAUAUUUCGCGUGCCGCGAAGAGCCGCAGUCGAACGCAAGCGAGAGGAAUCCGUAACGCGCAUACCUACACACAAGAACCUCUUAACGUCUGUUCCCACGCAAAAUGUUGACUCUGCUGAGCUUACAGAUAUUAAACAAAUAUUAAAUGUCUUGUUAAAAAAAAAGAAACAAAAUGA
This is a messenger RNA of Solenopsis invicta (red fire ant), 7566 nucleotides long. RefSeq lists its product as uncharacterized. The transcript is spliced from 7 exons. The record is from RefSeq and is a predicted model, not a curated record. The coding region runs from base 1380 to 2513 and encodes 377 amino acids. NCBI's taxonomy places the organism in Eukaryota, Metazoa, Arthropoda, Insecta, Hymenoptera, Formicidae.